Molecule: messenger RNA, 2932 nt
Organism: Cephus cinctus (wheat stem sawfly)
Lineage: Eukaryota; Metazoa; Arthropoda; Insecta; Hymenoptera; Cephidae
Product: histidine-rich glycoprotein-like
Exons: 3
Coding region: 821-2512 (563 amino acids)
Source: RefSeq, a predicted model, not a curated record
GGAAUCCGAAUGGGGAGACAGUGAGUGGACGAAAAUAUCCGAGUGCAGCCGAACAGUGCCGAGUGACUUUGUACGUAAAUCGUGUCAGUGGGUAGAUAGCUUAAAGAAGACGUUUCUUUGCAUCUUUUAGAUUACAAAGGGAAUAUAAUACAUGGUCAUGAUUACCAUAUUGAUUAGAAGCGACAUUCCGGGAAAUGCAUGAUCGUAAUCACAGUGACUGUAGCACCGUCGAUUCAACCAGUGAUCCAAGCAAUUUCGAGGUUAAAAUGCAGUGAAAAACAAUGCUGUCAAGCUACGAAGCACGGGAUAACUUUUUGCUUACACUCAUACACACAACUGAUACGUUUGUUGAGUAAAACAAACGUAGAAGGGGCCGAAUAAGAAAUUGCGUAAGAAUAAAGGACACAGUGCGACAAUAGAGUCAGUUUCGAAAUAGAGCUGUGCCGGCAUCAGGUGGUCGACGUUAAUCAACCGGUCGGGACGUCCUGGUUACUGAGUCCAUCUCGACUUGAGCCAGUUGCUACGUUAAUGGCAGAUAACUGGCUAGAGAGACUGUCCCAUGCAAAUGAGCCACAAGUUAUUUUCUACGGUCAAACGGCCUUCCGGGACCGUCACCACCACUGUGACCAUCGUGGCCUUGACCUUGCCUAUCGUCACCAUGUCCACCGUGGUCACCUCCAUGUCUUCCACGAUUGUCUCCGCCGUCGGGUCCUGAACGCUGUUAUUGCUGCAAUUUUUUAUGUGAUAAAGCUGGUCCAUUCUGAAUGUGAAAAGAGCUGGAAAGAAGAGGAGAAUUUAAUAGAAGCAACCAAAAUUUACAAUGGUGCUGGUUGUAGCACCUAGGAUUGAUCAGCAUGAUUGCCAAAAUCUGGAUUGGAUCCAUUUUGAUUCGAUUGUUGGGAUUCAUCAGGAGGUCUUGAAUAGUAUCAUCCAUGAUACUAUAUUGAUGGAUAGUCGACUUCUUGCUAAUAGGACUUUUCAGCGAAUCAACCGAGAACAGGAUGUGGCAGGAAACGUGAUAGCGGAAGUGUCUAUAUCUUCCGAUUCGGAUAGCAGUACUGAUUCAAGAUCAUUUUCGCCACCUCCACGCAGACGAAGUUAUAGUGAUGGUUGUCGAACGAUGCGCGAUGAAGCUCUAGGAUUUUUAUGCUUUCCGCAUCAAGUGCUUCGUGAGGAGGGAUCGAAGAGGUCUGAUGUGUCUCCUUUUGCAACUGAAGUUGAUGAUGAAUGUCGACAUGAAAAUGAGGAUGGAGAUGAACAUGGAGGUGGGCAUGGAAAGAGAUGGGAUCGAGAUUUGCCGCCUCAUGAAAGUCAUGGUUUCUGGAGUCAUGGACCACCACGUGAUGAUCCACUGGAUCAUGGUCAAUCGCAUCAUGGUCCGCCACAUUAUGGACAUCCGUUUCAUCGUCCACCACAUCAUUAUCCACUAUAUCAUAGACCUCCGCAUCAUGGACCAUUUCAUCAUGCACCACCGCAUCAUGGUCCACCACAUCAUCAUCCACUAUAUCAUGGACCUCCGCAUCAUGGACCAUUUCAUCAUGCACCACCGCAUCAUGGACCAUUUCAUCAUGCAGCACUACAUCAUGGACCACCUCAUCAUGCAGCACCGCAUCAUGGACCAUUUCAUCAUGGACCACCUCAUCAUGCACCACCGCAUCAUGGACCAUUUCAUCAUGAACCACUACAUCAUGGACCACCUCAUCAUGCAGCACCGCAUCAUGGUCCAUCAUCUCAUGGACCAUCGCAUCGUGGCCCACUACAUCAUGGACCACCUCAUCAUGCACCACCGCAUCAUGGUCCAUCACCUCAUGGACCAUCGCAUCGUGGUCCACUACAUCAUGGACCACCUCAUCAUGCACCACCGCAUCAUGGUCCAUCACCUCAUGGACCAUCGCAUCGUGGUCCACUACAUCAUGGACCACCUCAUCAUGCACCACCGCAUCAUGGUCCAUCACCUCAUGGACCAUCGCAUCGUGGUCCACUACAUCAUGGACCACCUCAUCAUGCACCACCGCAUCAUGGUCCAUCACCUCAUGGACCAUCGCAUCGUGGUCCACUACAUCAUGGACCACCGUCGCCUCGAUCAUCUCGGCAUCACAAAUCCAAUCGUCAUGGAACCCCAUAUACCAGACCAACAGCCCCACAUUCACCACCUCACGAUGAACCUCCUCAACACGAACCUCUACAUCAUUACGUUUCUCAUUCUUCAAAUUCUCAUCAUAAUCCCCAACAUAACAUCCCAGCUCACCACCACCAUGAUCCUUCACCAUCCUCCUUACCUGCACGAACACCAACGCAGAACGCACAGCUACUACCAACAUUACACCGCAAACAACAACUCUAUCAGAAUCCACCCCAAUUAUCCCAAACAUCCCAGACGGCACCACAUGGCGAUUCUAACAAACAGGAUGAUCAGAGAUCAUCACAGUCCCAUCAGGCAGAAAAUGACAACGCGAGCACUUCAGCAUCGAACCCAGCUAGCGAAGGUCGCCGUAUUGAAGAAGUCCCCUGAAAAUUUCUAAAGGCAGGUUGCCCAGACCCAAACAGAAGUCCCACCUGGAAACAUCAAAUCAUCACACCGACACUUGCUGCAAGUCCAACCGCUCUGCAGCAUCACUGCUUACUCAUUUCCCAAUCACGUUCAUUUUGAUCCUGACGGCCUCCAGGAACAUAGAAUCCAGUGUCAAAAAUACCAGAAUACAUCUAAUCAACCAGCAGGACAUCGUAAUCAACGCUGCUUAUCAAUUGGCAUCACGGAAAACGUAAAACUGCAAAAAUCAAUCUUACCAACCUCGGAAUCAUCUCCGAAUAUUAUAUUGAACACUAGGAGUAAAAUAUUAAAAAUUACAUAAAUAAAAAAAAACUUCACUGGUGAUGGGCUUAUUAAAAUCUAUAAUGAAGCACAUAGCAUAUAAAACGCGUAUCUAUAUCU